UGUGAAUGGAGGUUAGGUAGGGACUACCACUCUCUCAUUGUGGCCAUAGAGAAAUGUCAUGGUGCUGCUCACUAUUUACGUCAAAGGUUGCUGAAGUCAAAAGUAAUGCAUAUGUCAAAUAAUUUUCUAAUUAGUCUACAGAGAUUGUUUCAUGGGGAAAAAAAGGACUAAAUCACAUUAUUUUUGAACAUUUUGAUUGCUGCUCUGACAGCCCUGAGAAACAGGAGUACAUACACCUCGCCCUUUACAAGUUAGCCAACAUGAUGUCAUACAGGGCUGGAAUAAGAGUUGGGUCGUAUUCGUUAGGGCACACUGUAGCAAAACUUUUUGCAUCGAAAAAAACAAAAAACAAGCGUUUCUUAUUGGACAAGUUCAGGUAUUCCCUCCCUGUUUCAGUCCGUUUUCUAAUGUUUUUGGCGUCUAGUGAAUACGAACCUGCGAUGGGAGUUGGUGUGGACGAGAACAUCUAGGCGGGGACUGUGCUACAAGGUACAGGAAGGAGGGAGAGAGGGGGAGCAGACUGGGAAAUAUGCCAACAAUACCAGAGAAGACCAAACACUUUCUGCUGGUUCAACGACAAAUAGAGGUGAAAGACAGAAUGGCAGAGAAUUGUGAGAGAAUGUCAGAAUGGCAUAGAACUGGUUCCCAAAUAAAUACGUUGGACAAUGAGAAACUUGUACGACCAAAAGAGAAACUGCACAUCUUAUUACAGCAGGCAGGUGCAGACAAAGACGUUUUCACCAUGAAAGAGGUGAUAUUCUACCUGGGGCAGUACAUCAUGAAGAAGCAGCUUUAUGACAUGAAGCAGCAACACCUAGUGCACUGUGCUGACGACCCACUGGGGGCUGUACUGGGAGUGGACAGCUUCUCUGUUAAAGAGCCACGAGUCCUCUUCGCUAUGAUCACACAAAAUCUCCUAGCAGUGCAAAAUCAAGAAUCCCAGUCUCUGUUCACGGAACCCAGGAGCCAGAGUGAACCGGAUAGAGGGCCCAAGGAAACAGACUCGGACUGUCCUUCAUCAUCAUCUACCUCAGAACGCAGGAGGAGGAGGAGUGACCCUGCGGGCACAUCAUCGACACAAGAGGAGGACGGCUGUGAGCCCAGGAAGAGGCAUAGGUCAGAUAGCUUUUCUCUAACCUUUGAUGACAGCAUGUCCUGGUGUGUGAUAGGAGGCCUGAGACGAGACCGGAGGAGCACUGAGUCUUCAGACUCCCACAGUAACACUGAAGUAGGUUCAUCGGUCAGUGACGUGUGUGACGAUGUUCUGAGCCAGGAUCUGGACUCUGAUAACUUCAGCGUGGAGUUUGAGGUGGAGUCCAUUGACUCGGAUGCCUACAGCGAUCCCGAAGAGGCUUCAGUGUCUGGAGAGGACGAGGUGUAUGAAGUCACCAUCUUUGAAGCAGAGGAGGAGGACUCGUUCGAUGACGACACUGAAAUCACGGAAGCAGACUACUGGAAGUGCUCGAAGUGUGAGGAGUUGAACCCUCCCCUCCCCCGUAACUGCAACCGCUGCUGGAAGCUAAGAAAGGAUUGGUUUCCCGAGUCUGACAGCAACUCUGCUAUCACCACCACCACCACCACCACGGCCCCCAACCAAACCUUUGCCCCCAAGCCUUCCCCAGCCCCGACAGAGACAGACGAGACCGAGGCUGAAGGACUGGAUGUCCCAGACGGGAAGAGAGCCCGGUCGCCCCUUCCCCUCCUCAAAGACUCCCAGGAAUUGGUGUCCGUCUCUGGCCCCGAUUCCCAAGACUCGGCCUGCUCCUCCCAGCCCUCCACCUCUUCUUCUUCUUCUUCCGGUGGUGUAGGCUCAGGCUCAUCCUCUAGCGCCCCCUUCAGCCAGGAAGUGAUGGCACCGGACCUGGAGCGCUUCAACAGCCAGGAGGCUCACCUCCCCGCCAGCUGCCUGGAGCCCUGCGUCAUCUGUCAGACCAGGCCCAAGAACGGCUGCAUCGUACACGGACGCACCGGACACCUCAUGGCCUGUUACACCUGCGCCAAGAAACUGAAGAAGAGGAACAAGCUGUGUCCAGUCUGCAGGGAGCCCAUUCAGUCCGUCGUCUUAAUCUAUCUCAGCUGAAGGACGGCUAUCGGCUAGACUGGCUUGCAUCCCAAAUAGCAGUCUAUUCCCUAUGUAGUGCACUACUUUCAACCAUGGAACCAUAGGGCUCCGGUCAAAAGUAGUGCACUAUAUAGGGAAUAGGGUGUCGUUUAGGAUGUAACCUAUAGCUACACCCCCACUCCCUGAUCCCAAAACACCAUAACUCUGAAUUAAUAAAAUGUGUAUAUAUGUUUCAUUGUUUAUUUGGAAGUGGUUUUUAUUUAUGAACUGUCUGAGUGUCUUGACUCUACCAAGCAAGGUGCCUGUUGUUGAUUUGUGAUGGAUUUAUAGUGAUAAUAAUCUCCUGAUGUGUUCUAUCUAGGGUUUCAAAUGGAUCAAAUUCUCUUAGCAGUGAUAUAUUCACUUUUAUUUUAUUAUUUUGAUUUGAAUAAAGUAUGUCUAUCAAAUUAACACUUAUAUAUUGGUAACGAUGGUAGUUUUUGUUGUUUUAUUUUCACCUAGUCUUCCCUCUAUCCUGCACAGAUGAUUUUGAUAAUGAUAGUCUUAUAAUUGGAUCUAUAAUGAUAUGGGGUAAAUCUAUGUGAAAGUCAACGUUCACCGGCAGAAAGAGACUUUGUUGUUGUUUGUUGUUGCCGAGUGUGUAGUAGUUGCUAGGGGACUACUUUUCAUUAAAUCUCAGCAAACAUG
Molecule: messenger RNA, 2749 nt
Organism: Coregonus clupeaformis (lake whitefish)
Lineage: Eukaryota; Metazoa; Chordata; Actinopteri; Salmoniformes; Salmonidae
Product: E3 ubiquitin-protein ligase Mdm2-like
Biological process (GO): regulation of cell cycle; negative regulation of apoptotic process
Cellular component (GO): nucleus
Molecular function (GO): ubiquitin protein ligase activity; identical protein binding
Source: RefSeq, a predicted model, not a curated record